AGCGGGAGGGAAUGGAACCCCCAGGGCAGGGAUAAAGGCAAGAGCAGGACCUUGACCAGAACAGGAAAAAAGCAGUAGUAAUUAAGGAGGGGAAAGCUCUUGCUCUCAAACUAUUUUGGGAAACCACGUGACCAUAACCACGGUUUAUUGGGCGGGUCUAGGAGAGCAGCUCCUAAGAUCCAGUCCUGGGUGACAGGAACUUCCACCGAUUGUCUUUCUACCUUCCGGUUUCUGCAUUCUAGCUCUCUCUGGACCCGGAAAAGUCUCCUCCGAAGCAUUUUCUUGGCUGCGGACCUGGGAGAGUCAGCAGUUCAGCUGCCAGCACUGCAGCUCGGCGGCCCCGGAAGGUCCCAGGUGAGAGUAACAAGAAGAAUGAAUGCUUCUCUCCUAAAUGCUCCUCAGAGUCAGAUAACAUUCAAGGACGUGGCUAUGCACUUCUCACAGGAGGAAUGGGAAUGUCUUGACUGUGCUCAGAGGGCAUUGUACAUGGAUGUGAUGUUGGAGAAUUACAAUAAUCUGUUUUUUGUGGAGAAUCAUUGCAUGUGUCCUAAAUUUGAGAACAUGUUGGAUCAAGACCUACAGCAUAUUAUCCACAAGCAUGCAAAUAUCCAAGUGAAAUCUUAUGAAUGUCAUGAGCUUGGCAAAGUCAUCCAUGAGUUCACCGGAAGUAUACCUUAUAAAACUAACCUCAGGUCUACAUCUGUUGAAUCAUCAAACCUAAGCAGACAUGAAACUAAAAACAACAGAGAACCUUGCAAAUAUAAAAACCAUGUAAACUGUUUCAAUUUGUGCUCUACCAUUAGUCGAAAUCAAGGAAUCAAGAUAGGAAGGAAAGAAUACAAUAGUGCAAAACUUGAUAAUGUUUUUGACUCUAAAGAAACCCUCAUGUUGAAACAAACCAAAAGUGGAAAGACACCUUACAAAUGUAGUGAAUGUGCCAAAUGUUUUGCCAAGAAAUGCUGGUUUAGAAAACAUCAGAUAACUCAUACAGGAGAGAAACCCUACAAAUGUAGUGAAUGUGAUAAAUCCUUUACCCAGAAAGGCAGUCUUAGUAUUCAUCAGAUGCGUCAUUCAGGCAAAGAACCUUACAAAUGUAGUGAAUGUACCAAAUGUUUUGCCCAGAAAUGCUGGUUUAGAAAACAUCAGAGAAUUCAUACAGGAGAGAAACCUUACAAAUGUAGUGAAUGUGGCAAAUCCUUUACCCAAAAAAGCAGUCUUAGUAUUCAUCAGAUGUAUCAUACAGGCAAGAAACCUUACAAAUGUAGUGAAUGUGAGAAAUGUUUCAUUCAAGUUGGUGAUCUUAGAAGACAUGAGAGAAUUCAUACAGGAGAGAAACCUUACAAAUGUAAUGAAUGUGACAAAUGCUUUAGGUAUAAAAGCAGCCUUAGAAGUCAUCAGAGAGUUCAUAAAGGGGAGAAGCCUUACAAAUGUAGUGAAUGUGACAAAUACUUUUCCCACAAAGGCAGUCUUAGUAUUCAUCAGAGAAUUCAUACAGGAGAGAAACCUUACAAAUGCAAUGAAUGUGACAAUUUCUUUACCCGAAAAGACAGUCUUAAUGUCCACCAGAGAGUUCAUACAGGAGAGAAACCUUAUAAAUGUAGUGAAUGUGACAAAUGCUUUUCCUAUAAAGGCGAUCUUAGAAAACAUCAGAGAAUUCAUACAGGAGAAAGAACCUUACAAAUGUGAAUGUGACGUGUGUUUUACCCUAAAAUUCAAUCGCCAUCUUCAUUUGAGAAUUCAUACAAGAGAGAAGCCUUACAAAUAUAAUGAAUGUGACAAAUGCUUCAGCCAAAAACAAUCUCAGCUCUUAUCAGAGAAUGCCUACAGUAGACACUUUCACAAAUGAAGUGAAUGAGAAAAACCCGUUUCCAAGGAAGAUCAUCUUAGAAUUCAUCAGAGACUAUAUAUAGGAGAAGGAAAUUAUAAAUGUACUAAAUGUUCAAAUCCUUCAGUGUUGGUUCACCAUUUAAAAUACAUCAAAGAAUGCAUUCAGGAUUAAAAAAAAACUUAUGAAUUUGAUAUAUGAGGAAAGGUCUUUACCCAAAUCUCAGACCUAAGAAAAUACCUGGUUAUUUAUAUUCAGAAAAAAGUGUCCACUGGAAAACUAUGGCAUGUGCUUUAUUCCAGCAGUAUUGUUGGCAACACUUGAAGCUCCACGCUAGAGAAUAUUAUAUAUUCGAGGAAGUUGGAAAAACAUUGAAAUAAUCCUCAAAUCUUAGGAGCGACCCAGGGUUUAUGCUCAGAGAAACUGAAAAUGCAGCAAUGAAGGAAAUCUUUCAUUAAAAGUUUUUACUUGUUCACUUUUAAAUAUGUCAUGAUGGAGAAGCUAAAAGAAUAUGGAGUUGUAUAAUUUUUCCUGGAGACUGAAAUGAUCUAUUUCAAAGAGAAGCUGUGAAAUACAUGCCUCAAAACAGCUAAUGAAACUGACAGCAUUCUGUAUUUUUAACUCAAAUGAACAUACUCCAAUUAUACUUCUUAAAAGAAGAUUUGACAAACUGAGCCACAUAUAUAAGAUGCUGCUUAUCCUGUUCAGAUGCCUACAGAUAAUCGGUUUGCUUCCAAUGUCCACUACUUAUUAUCUGUUUCUUAUGCUGGUUUUAAGUUUCAGGAUAGCAAUUGUCUUUCAGUCCCUUGUGCUCUCAUUUACUAACUGCUUCCCCUAAGUGCUGUAUGUAACUACAAUAAAUCUCACUGGUUUAACAAGUUGAA
This is a messenger RNA of Mus musculus (house mouse), 2709 nucleotides long. It is a transcript of the gene Zfp947, whose product is annotated as zinc finger protein 947. Gene Ontology annotation, biological process: regulation of DNA-templated transcription. The record is from RefSeq and is a predicted model, not a curated record. Gene Ontology annotation, cellular component: nucleus. Bases 373 to 1686 code for a protein of 437 amino acids. The transcript has 4 exons. Lineage: Eukaryota; Metazoa; Chordata; Mammalia; Rodentia; Muridae.